AUGGACAUACUUACUGCCGACACAACCACGGCCGUCGAAGAUGAACUACAGAAGCAACUGAGUCAAUUGGAUAAUGUAGAAACCGCAAGACAGCUUUAUUCCUUUUCAACAUCUCAAUGUACCACAGCAACAGACAUCUAUUCAAAUGAGAAAUCUCGUGAAGAACUAUUUCACUCAAGAUUGACACCGGACAAUGAGGAAGAAGUUUCGAGUUUUAUUUCAAGUGAGGAAACUGGUGAUGAAGCGCUUGGCGACAUCAGAUGUUCACCACAUAGACAGGAAAUUAAGAAAUAUUCUAAGAAAGAAAUCAAAAAAAUUUCCAUUCAUCGACCGAAGCUUUGGGCAGAGAAACAAGUGAAUGGAGGAGCACUUCGUAUGCGAGCCUCAACGCCAACUAAAAAGUCAAUUCCGCGACCAAUCGAAAAAAUAUCCAGACGAAAGACAAUUAGUCCAUUCAAGAGGCAAUCCUACAGUAGUCAGUACAGUUCCGAUGGUCAGAAGAGCCUACCUAAGAGCAUGCUAACCAAAAGCGAUUAUUCAAUCCUCGUUUCUUAUGACAGCUUCGUGAUGCCAAGAUCUUCAAAAUGUUCAUACACGCAAAGUCAGGAACUUUCCCGCUGGGCUUCUUUGACAAAAUUGGGUCGGAUUCACGUUUCCCAGAACCUUGAUGAGGACCUCACCGAACAUGGAGUUCCCUCGUUAUCAAAUGCAUCAUCGACCAUUUCUGACGUUUCCUCAGUCUUAUCAAACAAUUUGUCAUUGGGUUAUGAUGACCAUACAAAGAACAACAGUGUUGCAGUUGUUUAUGGCGAAGGGGACACACAGGUUCAAAUUAGUUUCGGAGCAACUGUAGAAGGAAAUCAACUUCAUGUCGUGGCUUUGAGUUCUAGUUAG
Molecule: messenger RNA, 894 nt
Organism: Necator americanus (New World hookworm)
Lineage: Eukaryota; Metazoa; Nematoda; Chromadorea; Rhabditida; Ancylostomatidae
Exons: 12
Coding region: 1-894 (297 amino acids)
Source: RefSeq, a predicted model, not a curated record